Messenger RNA from Nothobranchius furzeri (turquoise killifish), 1362 nucleotides. RefSeq names its product nuclear factor of kappa light polypeptide gene enhancer in B-cells inhibitor-like 1 (gene nfkbil1). Gene Ontology annotation, molecular function: protein binding. Lineage: Eukaryota; Metazoa; Chordata; Actinopteri; Cyprinodontiformes; Nothobranchiidae. The record is from RefSeq and is a predicted model, not a curated record. Gene Ontology annotation, biological process: canonical NF-kappaB signal transduction.
UUCCGAAACCGAGAGUCGGAGCUAUUAAACAGACGGAGCAACGGCCGAGGCCCGACGUAAAUUUCUAGAUACAUAUUCUGUUUGUUUGGACACAACAUGACUUCCCACCGACAUGCCCGGGUGUGGAGGUACGUGGAGGAAGGGAGCUGUUUGAAACUGAAGUCGUAUCUGCGGAAGCACCCGGACCUGGACGUGAACUUCUCCCGGGGAAAGAGGCAGAGGAGCCCGCUGCAGUUAGCCUGCUCACUAGAAGACGACGCUAUCCUGCGGCUGCUGCUCAAACACGGAGCCGAUGUUCUCCAGAGGGAUCGGAGAGGAGACACGGCGCUUCAUGUCGCUGCCAACAGGGCCCUGAAACACGGGAAAACAGUUUAUGAUGACUUGGUCAUACCUCUCAAAAAGUCAUGUCCCGAAGCUUUAAACGCUCAGAACCGAGCAGGAGUCACACCUCAAGACCUGCUGAAAUGGAUGAAACAUUCGGAGAUUUCAGACAACACGGGCCGCAGACCGGAGGCUGACACUGAGAAGGAGUGGCUGGAGAAGCUGUUUGGGGAAUGCGAGGAUGAAUUUUCUGAAACCUUCGGGGUAUAUGAUGCUGAUGAUUAUCUACCUGUUGAUGAAGAAGACGGAGACUUUGGGGACUGGGCCGAUCGCAUCAGAAGGGAAUAUUUUGACAAAAAACACUCUGAAGCUCAAAGACUGGCAAGUUCAUCUUCUAAGGGGAAAAAAGAGAAAAAGAAGGAACAAGCAGAGGAAAGCCACAAGAAGCUGCAUGAAAGGCUGCAGCGGGAGCAUGAGGAGUAUUUGGCUCGAGCUGCACGUAAAGAGGAAGAGACUCGGCUGGGAAAGAAGCGUCGAUAUGACGAAAAGUGUGCUGCUACAUUUAAUGGUUCCUCCACAUCAGACAGCACAAAGCUGCGCUACAGCGACAUCCCCUGGCCGUCUCCAAGAGGCACGGUCCAUGAGAUGGUGGAUGUGAUGCUGCAUGGCGUGAACCGGAAAGAUGUGGCGGCGUUACGUAAAGCGAUCCGGAAACAGCAAACGCUGUGGCAUCCGGAUAAAUUCGCUCAGCGAUGCGAAGCUCGAUUAGAGGAGAAUGAAAAACGGAAGAUUCUGGAUACAGUAACAGCUCUGUCACAGGAACUCAACAGACUGGCUCAGAGUUUCAGGACUUAAAAAUCACUCAAUGUUCUUCAUUGGGCAUGUGGACAUAUGUUUAUCAUAUUUAUUGACAGCCUAGAUUUCUGUUUUCAUUUGAAUUUUAGACAGCUGUAGUUUCCUUUACAAGGAGGCUCGUGCUAAAUAAAUUAAGAAAAGCUGCUUCAAAUGCAUAAAUGCAAUAAAUUAUCAAUUGGAACAAUU